UGGGCGGCCAAACGUGGUAACGGUCUGCGAUAAUAGCGACUCGUUCCUUUGUGUUGCUAGGUGCCAGACAAUCUCGAAAGGGACGCCUCGUUCUAGAUCGAACAGUCCCCAGGCCAUGACUCGCUGCAAACCCUGCUGGCUCUGUCAGUGUCAUUGCUGCUCAGAAUCCUUGAGCAACAACCUGAAUACCAUGGGAGCAACAGUCAACUAUACUGAGCACUGAUCAGUGACAUUGGAUUGCCUGGCCUUGCAGCUUAUCGGCAUCCCUGGGCGUGGUUGAAACGUGGUUGAUCAAGCAACAAGAUGUCAGGAGGGGGCAAGGUCUCUUUCAAGGUCACUCUGACAAGUGAUCCCAAGCUACCGUACAAAGUGUUCAAUGUCCCAGAAGAGGCACCGUUUCUUGCUGUGCUAAAGUUUGCAGCCGAGGAGUUCAAAGUUCCUCCUCAGACGAGCGCGAUCAUUACAAACGACGGUGUUGGCAUCAGCCCACAGCAAAGUGCAGGCAACGUCUUUUUGAAAUACGGGUCAGAUCUACGAUUGAUUCCCCGUGACAGAGUUGGGUAGGAGGAAUUGUCUCACAAGCAGAUUCUUCGAUUGACAACUAGAAACGACCCGGCUACACUUGUAACAUACUCAUGAAGUCCAUUUGAGAUGGUGUUGCUUCAUUUCACCAUUGAUCCUGUUUGGCAUCUACCCCGUCAAUGGUUG
Klebsormidium nitens is the source of this 708-nucleotide messenger RNA. The record is from the annotation of a GenBank genome assembly. Lineage: Eukaryota; Viridiplantae; Streptophyta; Klebsormidiophyceae; Klebsormidiales; Klebsormidiaceae.